GGAAAAAAAAGAAAACAGGAAGUGAAAUGAAUGAUUCGGAUAGGACUGGAAGUACGGGAGCAUCGUCUGAGGCCUCCUCAAUUCUUGAAAGGAAGUCAAAUGAUGUCGGAUGAGAGUAUGGAAUGUUAAUUGAUCCGAAGAAUAUGGAUAAAAUUAAAUGUAAGUUGUGUGGUAAAAUUAUGUCUGGAGGUGUUUACAGAGUAAAAGAACACAUUGGCCACAUUUUUGGAAAUGUUUCUGCAUGUCCAAAAUCUUCUCCGACUGAUUAAGUCAAAUGUAAGAAUGCUAUUGCCGAGGCAAAGAAUAAGAGGAAAAAUAAGGAGGAGGAGGAAGAUUUGAUGAGAUCAACUGUUAAUAUCUCUGAAAGGGUGGAAAGGGAUGAUGAUGAUGAAUUGCAAGAGUUAGGUAGCAGAAAAACGUCCCGUACUCUUGGCCCUAUGGAUAAGUUUGCUAGCUCCAUCAACCCUGAAACUUGUUUGAGUGCGAGAAUGACCCAAAGGCAACAAACUAUUAGUGAAACACUAUUUAAAGAGAGAACACAGUCUAUUUGUGAAUAUUGUGCUAGAUGAGUGUAUGAAGCUGAUAUACCUUUCAAUGCUAUUGACCAUGAUAGCUUCAAAUUGUUUGUUGAGGCGGUUGGUCAAUUUGGGUCGGGCUUCAAACCUCCCAGUCAAUACCAAUUGAAGAAACCGCUAUUAAAGGGGGAAGUUGACAGAACAAAAGAGUUAUUGAAGAAGCAUGAAGAAGAGUGGGCACGAAAUGGGUGCUCUAUUAUGACAGAUGCUUGGACAGAUAGAAAAAGGAGGAGCAUCAUGAACCUAUGUGUUAAUUCUAAUGCAGGUACUGCUUUCCUUUCUUCCAAAGAGUCUUCAGAUGAAGCACAUACAAGUGAACUCAUCUUUGAGUAUGUGGAUAAGUGCAUUGAGCAAGUUGGGCCACAAAAUGUCAUCCAAGUAGUAACCGACAAUGCUGCCAACAAUAUGGGAGCGACAAAAUUAUUGAAGGUGAAGAGGCCAAAUAUCUUUUGGACCUCAUGUGCUACUCACACAAUCAAUUUGAUGCUUGAAAGUAUUGGAAAACUGCCAAAGUAUAAGAAAGUGAUUGAUCAGGCCAAGAGUUUCACAAUCUUCAUUUAUACACACCAUAAGACCUUGUCCUUAAUGAGGUCAUUUACAAAGAAGAGGGAUAUAGUGAGACCAGGAGUCACUAGAUUCGUUUUUGCUUUCUUGACUUUUCAGAGUUUGAUGGAGAAAAAGGCCCAACUGAGGGCAAUGUUUACCAGCUCUGAAUGAGAGGAGUGCAAAUGGUCGAAGAUUGUUAAAGGGAAAGCAGCCUAUGCUACUGUGAUGAGCAUUGCCUUUUGGAAUGGUGUGACUAUAUGCCUUAAGGUUUUUGCACCUUUGGUGAAGGUGCUUUGAAUUGUUGAUGCGGAUAGAAAGCCUUCUAUGGGCUUUUUAUGUGGAGAGAUUAAGCAAGCAAAGGAAGAUAUUAAGGAGGCCUUAAAUAAUCUUGAAAAGAACUAUAAGCCUAUUAUGGAGAUUAUUGAAGCAAGGGUGAAAGAUAGGCUAGAUAAUCCACUACAUUUUGUAGCUUAUCUUUUGAAUCCCUACUACUUUUUCAAGGAUAUGGAUAUACAACUUGAUAAUGAAGUGAUGGAUGGGCUUUUUAACUGUGUGGAGAUGUUUUAUGAUGGUGAAUUGCAAGGCCAUGUUAUAAAUGUUGAGUUGCCAAAGUAUACUCGUAAAGAUGGAGCUUUUGGAAAAUCGUGGGCAACUCAAGGGUGUGCGAAAAAUGAUGACAAUUAUAAUCCAGUUACAUGGUGGAUGACUUAUGGAAAUCAAACUCCAAACUUGCAACGAAUGGCGAGAAAGAUUAUCUCGUUAACCACUAGUUCAUCCGGUUGUGAAAGAAAUUGGAGCACUUUUAAAGGGAUUAUGAAUAUUCACUGUGGGGGCUUCCAGAAGAUAGCAUUGAGAGAGCACGAAUAAAACAUGAAGUCCACAUCAGGAGUGCGCGUAAACUUGAAGAACUAUGCUUUAAGAACGGAGGCAUAUAUAUCAAACUUGGUCAACAUAUUGGUCAGCUGGAAUACUUGGUUCCUCAAGAGUAUGUCCAGAGAAUGAGGGAAUCUUUGUUGAAUAGAUGUCCAGUUUCUUCAUUUGAUCAAGUGUGUGAAGUUGUCAGCAAGGAACUUGGGGGGAAGCCAGAUGAAAUCUUUGAUGAGUUUGAUCCAGUUCCAAUUGCAAGUGCUUCCCUUGCCCAAGUUCACAUUGCUCGCACUCAUGAUGGGCAAAAAGUAGCUGUGAAGGUUCAGCACACUCACAUGACAGACACUGCAGCUGCUGAUUAUGCCACAGUGGAGUUAAUUGUCAACACCUUGCAUCGAUUCUUCCCUACUUUUGAUUACAGGAUGCGAACAAUAAUAUUAACUUGGCUUAUUUCUUUCUUUCCUUGCAAAAGGUGGUUGGUUGAUGAGGUGCAUGAAAGUUUACCUAAGGAACUAGAUUUCUUGGUUGAGGCCAAGAACAGCGUAGAAUGUAUGGAUAACUUUCGGAAGUUAUCUCCUCAUAUUGCAGACUAUGUAUAUGCCCCAGUGGUGUAUUGGAAUUUGAGCACCUCAAAAUUGCUGACCAUGGAAUUUAUGGAUGGUGUUCACAUAAACGAUGUGAAGGAAAUUCAAAAACUUGGAAUUCAGCCAAAUGAUGUAGCAAAACUGGUUAGUCAGGCUUUUGCUGAAAUGAUGUUCAAACAUGGGUUUGUUCAUUGUGACCCGCAUGCUGCCAACUUACUGGUUCGUCCAUUGCCUUCUAGCAGGAAGAACAUUCUUGGCAAGAGAAAACCACAAUUGAUACUUCUAGACCAUGGGCUGUACAAGGAACUUGAUCUCUCAACCAGGACCAACUAUGCUGCACUCUGGAAGUCAUUGAUAUUUUCUGAUGCUCAAGGAAUAAAGGAAAACUGUGUGAAAUUGGGUGCUGGAGAGGAUCUGUAUGCAUUGUUUGCAGGUGUUCUUACAAUGAGACCUUGGAAUAGGGUCAUUGACCCAGCUGUUGAUCAUCUGGUUCUACAAGGUGAUGACAAUGAUCGUUCAGAACUCCAGAUGUAUGCUUCUCAAUAUUUCCUUCAAAUCACAGAACUGCUGAGGAGACUUCCUCGUGUUAUUCUGCUAAUGAUGAAGACAAAUGACUGUCUACGGGCGGUUAAUAAUUCUUUGCUGAAGGGAUCUUCUCUGGAGACAUUUUUGAUCAUUGGGAAAGUUUCUUCUAAGGCAGUCAUGGAGGCAAAGUUUUUGCAGAACAAGUCAGUCUUAUCCCGGAUAAGCCUCUGGCUAGACGAGUUGUUGUUAGAAGUGCGGCUGAUAGGAAUGCAGAUGGCCUUGUGGCUUUUACAAGUCAGAGCAGCUUUCUCAGUCUUGCCAAAGCAGUGCAUUGCAUAGGAGAAUAUCAACACCAACCAAAUUCAAUAGCCAAUCAAUACACAAAGUCGGCUGUUCCCAACUUGCUACAGCCUACAGGUACCAACCAACUUAGAUUUAGAAUUUUCCGACCCCUCCCCCAGAGAGUGAAUAAAAUGAAACCCGGCACCUAGAAAAGAGAAAAUAUAGUAGGUGUUUUAAGUAUUCUUUUGUUUAUUGAGCAAAUUUAUUCUUUUAGUUAGUUGUAUGCAGUAACAAAAUUAUGCUCGCUGGCAGGCAUCUGAUUUUGUUAUUCAUUGGGAGGGAGUAUGAUGAUGAUAAUGAUUUAAAACUAUGUUUAUUUGUCAAGAACGAAGCCCACAAACUCUACAACAUUUUUGCAUAUUCAAUUUAAAUAUAUUAAGACUCUUCUAUUU
Diospyros lotus (date-plum) is the source of this 3831-nucleotide messenger RNA. Its product is annotated as putative ABC1 protein At2g40090. The coding region runs from base 2120 to 3436 and encodes 438 amino acids. Gene Ontology annotation, cellular component: mitochondrial inner membrane. The record is from RefSeq and is a predicted model, not a curated record. Gene Ontology annotation, biological process: lipid homeostasis; mitochondrion organization. Lineage: Eukaryota; Viridiplantae; Streptophyta; Magnoliopsida; Ericales; Ebenaceae. The transcript has 14 exons.